CUGGUUCUGCUGUCACCAUCGAUCGAUAGCGUCGCAGCUGCGCUUGCUUCGUGCAACCUGGGUUAGGUCGGUCUUGCCGACGACUGGUAUAUAACCUCCCUCGAUACCCCCCAACAUCGGUCUUCACCAACCUGCACCGAUCAGUCAUUUGUACUAGGCCAAAGUCUUAGGAUCAACAUUCCCAGCCUCCCAAAACAACAAACAUGAAGUGGUUGCUCGCUCUCGUCCCAUUCGUCGCCGCCGCCCCGGCUCUUCCCGGCAUCGAGCUCGGUGAGGCUCCUCCGGCAGGCCAGGUCACCAUCCGCGGUGUUACCUAUGGUGGAACUGGCUGCCCCGAGGGCACUGUCAGACACCAGAUCUCGUCUGACAGGACCAUUGUUACCAUCAUCUUCGACUCCUAUGUUGCCUCCGUCGGCCCCGGCGUCCCCAUCACCGACUCCCGCAAGAACUGCCAGCUGAACGUCGACAUCCAGUACCCCGGCGGUUUCCAGUACUCCAUUCUCAGCGCCGACUACCGUGGCUAUGCCUCCCUACAGAAGGGCGUCAGCGGCUCCCUCAAGUCGACCUACUACUUCUCUGGCCAGUCUACCCAGACCUCCACUCAGUACGACUUUGUCGGUCCCCUGACCGGCGAUUACCUCAAGCACGACGAGGCCGACAGCACCUCGGUCGUCUGGUCGCCAUGCGGCGCCCCGGGCAUGCUCAACAUCAACUCUCAGGUCCGCCUGACCUCGUCUAACCCCCAGGCCACCGGUCUGCUCACUACCGACUCCACCGACCUGAAGUUCACCCAAGUCGUGUAUGUACAGUGGCAGAAGUGCACAAAAUAAGCUGUCCGCCGUGACUGAUCGCGUGCGUCUAGUCCGCGGAAUAGUAUUAGCUACAUCCGCCUGGACGGUCGGGUGUGGAACAUUCCGGAGAUGUUGACGUGGAGGAAGUGCGAGCAUUGAGGUGGACGUGUUGUUUCUUUUGUGCUUUGUGGAUAACGU
Molecule: messenger RNA, 989 nt
Organism: Westerdykella ornata
Lineage: Eukaryota; Fungi; Ascomycota; Dothideomycetes; Pleosporales; Sporormiaceae
Exons: 3
Coding region: 204-830 (208 amino acids)
Source: RefSeq, a predicted model, not a curated record